AACAUGUGGUUUGUUCAGAGCAUGUUGUAUAGAUACUGCCUGAAUAACAAAACUCAGGGCAAAAUGUGCUACACAGCCAGUCUGUACUGUGCAUCAUCGCUGCUCUGACUAUCAAAGGGAUACUUACCGUGGGAUCACAUCGGUCUUCCAGUAUGUUCAGAGAUUCAAGGAGCAUUGCCAAAACAGGAACCUCCUUGCUGUUGGGAGCUCUUUUUGUGGUUGUUUAUCUCUCUUUGAGUAAAGACUUUAUUGACCGCAAAACCACCCACCUCCAAAAUGAAUGUGGAAAGGGAUAGCAGUCAAAGAACGCCACCCACCAGAAACAUCUCAAAUGCAUGUCAAAAAAAUCUGUCUGCUGUCAAAAUCUCAGGGUUCAGAUCCCUUUCUGCUGAGAUUCAAGACUUUCUCUACUACCGUCACUGCCGGCAUUUCCCCACGCUAUUGGACCUCCCUGACAAAUGUGGAGGUGCUGAUGAAUCUAAAGAAAUCUUCCUUCUGCUGGUCAUUAAAAGCUCCCCUGUGAACUACGACCGCCGAGAGGUGCUACGUAAAACCUGGGCUAAGGAGAGGUUACACAAUGGAGUGUGGAUUCGAAGGAUCUUUAUCUCAGGAACGAUGGGUGAUGGUUAUGAGAAAGAGAGACUGAACAAACUCCUGGAACUGGAGCAAAAAGAGCACAACGACAUUCUCCAAUGGGACUUUAAAGAAUCAUUUUUCAACCUCACCCUGAAACAGAUACUCUUCCUCGACUGGAUGGAAACAAACUGUCACUACGUUCGCUUUCUACUAAAUGGGGAUGAUGAUGUCUUUGCCAACACAGACAACAUGGUUGAGUAUCUCCAAGGUCUUAAGGACAAUAAUGGGAGCACGCACCUCUUUACUGGCCAUUUGAUCUCAUAUGCGAGCCCUGUCAGAUGGUCAGGGAGCAAGUAUUUUAUUCCAGUUCAGGUGCACAAGCCAAACUCAUACCCCCCCUACUGCGGUGGUGGGGGCUUCCUCAUGUCUUUAUACACAGCCUUGGUCAUACAGAAGAUGUCCCAGGUCACUACUAUUGUUCCUAUCGAUGACGUUUACAUGGGAAUGUGUCUGGCCAAAGCAAAACUCGCUCCUGCUGCUCAUAUGGGCAUAAAGACGCUAGGAUGGUACAUUCCCUCCAAGACAUUAGAUAAAUAUGAUCCUUGUUAUUUUAAAGAACUGCUGCUGAUACACAGAUUCCUUCCAGCUCAUAUGUAUGUUAUGUGGCAUAGAAUACAUGACCCCAGUCUGAAAUGUGGUACCUCAAAGAAAACGGCUAUGUCUUUCGGGUGGUAAAAAAAAAGUUUUUUGACACUUUGCUGCAGGUGCUGGUAGGUUGCAAAGUGUUAGUGUUGCUGAUACUUUCUGACUACAGAGUGAAGCACAUAGUCAACAAGAUUUAAAGUCUGAUGGAAAUUAAGUUACAGGGGCAUUUUUCUCCCUGGUACAGCAUACAUAUGUGCUCUGUGAACACGUCAUGGGUUCUCCAGCAACAGUAUUUA
Molecule: messenger RNA, 1517 nt
Organism: Lates calcarifer (barramundi perch)
Lineage: Eukaryota; Metazoa; Chordata; Actinopteri; Centropomidae
Product: N-acetyllactosaminide beta-1,3-N-acetylglucosaminyltransferase 3
Exons: 2
Coding region: 277-1311 (344 amino acids)
Cellular component (GO): membrane
Molecular function (GO): hexosyltransferase activity
Source: RefSeq, a predicted model, not a curated record